GGCAUCUUGAUAGCAGUGCCGCAUCUCGCUGGCUAUCUCCAAUUACUCUAUGUGGUACAAUGGAUGUUUUUUGGCCUUGGCCUAUGUACCGAGGACGGAGGUCACUUUUCCUUCACGCACUGCUUAGGUCACUUCGGUUUGCUGUCCACGGUCGAGAGCCUUCACUGAAAUACGGGUCGUAAGCGGCGUCUCUACCGCACUACUGAUGCGAACGCCUGGGAUGUACUUGCUAUACCUUCUCAUCAUCAGAGUCUGCGGGCACUGGAUGCGGAUCCAGAUGACGGCACCGGGAGUACAGAUGCAAGCACUGCAGCUGAGACGCGAUGAAGUCGAGCUUCACCUGCCAAGGGACAGAGCCAGGGACCUGAGUAGACAGUUGAACCUGAGUCAAGCGAUAGGCACUUAGAGAGCGCCCUUAAAUGUCAGAAAAAGCCUGAUAAAACGUAUCGCCCGAACUUCCGGGUAGAAGAUGUUCAAGAACAUGCGCGCCGUCCAGCACACGCGUACCGUUGAAGAUCAACGUUGGAGUGGAGCUGCCUCUCGCGCGGAGAAGUCCGAGCCAGCCGAGGGAGUGACGCAGGGCGUACAGCCCGCGAACGAGGGCGCAGAAGAUAGAGAACAAAGGCCACUGCCUCCGGCUGCGUGGGGCGCGGGCCUGGCGGAUGUGCGCCGCCCUGAGGGGGCGCGGCGGGAGGCCCAUGGGGAGGAGCAGAUGGUUGCCGCGCAACAAUUGGAAGCACAGCCUCAGGUCAUUGAUAUCAAUAAAAUCACACGAGCGUGA
Schizophyllum commune H4-8 is the source of this 781-nucleotide messenger RNA. RefSeq lists its product as uncharacterized. Bases 470 to 781 code for a protein of 103 amino acids. NCBI's taxonomy places the organism in Eukaryota, Fungi, Basidiomycota, Agaricomycetes, Agaricales, Schizophyllaceae. The transcript has a single exon. The record is from RefSeq and is a predicted model, not a curated record.